Exophiala oligosperma is the source of this 891-nucleotide messenger RNA. RefSeq lists its product as uncharacterized. The transcript has 2 exons. Gene Ontology annotation, molecular function: oxidoreductase activity. The record is from RefSeq and is a predicted model, not a curated record. Gene Ontology annotation, cellular component: cytosol. NCBI's taxonomy places the organism in Eukaryota, Fungi, Ascomycota, Eurotiomycetes, Chaetothyriales, Herpotrichiellaceae. The coding region runs from base 1 to 891 and encodes 296 amino acids.
AUGACUUCUCACGCGGCGUCUCCUCCUUUGAAAAGUUUCGUCUCCUUCACCAAGACCUGGCACAACAGUCCAUACCCGGGCAUCUCUCCCACGAGACCCGAACUCUCGGCAGCCGGCAAGAACGUCGUCAUCACGGGAGGAGGAACGGGGAUCGGAAAAGCCGCGGCCAUCGCCUUUGCCCAAGCGGGAGCCAAAUCUGUCGGCAUCAUAGGACGUAGAAUCGAUCGCCUAGAGACCGCCAGGGCAGAAAUCACUGCCGCCAGCCCUUCGACUCGGGUGGUUUGGAAGACGGGAGACGUCACCGAUCGUGCAUCCAUCGAAGGUGCUCUGCGUGCCAUUGUCGCCGAGACUGACGACAGCAAGAUCGACAUCUUUGUCAACAAUGCCGGCAUCCUUCCAAAAGAGGCUUCCGUGAUCGACUACCCGGAAUCUGAAAUUCGGAGGUGUUUCGAAACCAACCUCGUGGGCUCUUUCAACGCCUUGCAGGCCUUUACGCCGUUGGCCGCCCCGGGAGCAAAACUCCUCAACAUAGGAAGUUCCAUCAGUCACUGGGCUCCUCUCCCGGAAGUGCCGGGGGUCUGGGCCUACGCGGCCGCCAAAGCGGCCGCCCUAAAAAUGGUCGACUAUUAUGCGGCCGAGCACACGCACAUCCACGUCGUCAGCAUGCACCCGGGCAUUGUUGGCACGGAGAUCAAUCCAAAUAUUCCGGUGGGAUUCGACACAGUCGAAUUACCAGCUCAAUUUCUCGUGUGGAUCGCGUCCGACGAAGCUGCCUUUUUGAGGAACAAGUUCGUUUGGGCGAAUUGGGACGUUGACGAGCUCAAGGCUCGGGCGAAAGAGAUCCAAGCAUCAUUCCAGCUUAGGGUAUCUCUGAACGGCGUCGACAUGUAG